GCUGAGGAGAUUCGGACUUGUGCGGCUAUGCAAGUUGCGUGAAUAUACCCUUAAAAUCUUGAGCGAUCGUCUUAUCUUGUUUGUUAUCAUUGAUGACAGGACGAAUCAACCAGCGUCGAUACGGAAUGACAAUUCGAGACUCGAGUAUCUUGAUCAAACGAACGAAUUUACGCGCACAUAUAUGCGACUUGCCGAAGACAUCCGGCAGCAACCUGCCGAAAUUACCCCCAAACGCGAGGUUCUACAAUCGGUGGAAACGAAAUCUUCAAAAGCUCGUUCUUGUUUCCACUCGACAUCCUUUAACAGGUUUAAUUUUACGCAGCCAAACAGCUGUUGCUUUCGAAAAGAGAAGACACUCAAGAUCACCUCAUCGAUGGACGAUUCACCCAUGUAGUAUGUUGAGGUUCUACUGGGACACAAUAAUGACUGUAACGUUUUUAUAUAUUUUUGUAACAAUUCCACAUAUUAUGUGCUUCUACAGGAUCGGAAAGAGCAGCAGUUCUGAAUAUUGGAAUAUCGUCUAUCCAAUUUACACUGUUUGUAUUAUUGACAUAUUCCUGAAUUUUAUUACUGGAUUUGUAUCUCCAGAUGGACAUGAGAUUUUUCUUGAUCCUACUCUAAUAGCACGGUGAUUGUGCCAUGAUAAUGUAAAAUUCAGA
Messenger RNA from Mycetomoellerius zeteki, 659 nucleotides. Its product is annotated as potassium/sodium hyperpolarization-activated cyclic nucleotide-gated channel 3-like. Gene Ontology annotation, biological process: potassium ion transmembrane transport; sodium ion transmembrane transport; regulation of membrane depolarization. Gene Ontology annotation, cellular component: HCN channel complex. Bases 93 to 632 code for a protein of 179 amino acids. The record is from RefSeq and is a predicted model, not a curated record. The transcript is spliced from 2 exons. Gene Ontology annotation, molecular function: voltage-gated potassium channel activity. NCBI's taxonomy places the organism in Eukaryota, Metazoa, Arthropoda, Insecta, Hymenoptera, Formicidae.